GACUUUAAAACCCGGAAACAAAACGUCGGCUGACAGGACGUUUGAAGUGGGCUGCACGUCGAAGUAUAAUGAUGUCAUUACAAGUGUGUAGAUGUAAUGAUUGUUUUCGUCGCUUUUGUUGUUUUAAACCGUAGUGUGUGAAGAGUUAAAAUUAAGUUUGUAUAGCAGAGUUGUCGAUCCUGCGCUAACGUUCAUGGACAAAGACAAGGGUGGCGACAUUCAUGCUCAGUGUUCCUGGAUGGAGAUGCAUCAGUUCAUUGGUGACCUCCUCUCAUCUGGAAACCCCUCUAAAAAACAGCCAGAUAUGCUCAACGCAGCGUGGGGCGUGACUGCUGCUGGUUCAGCUGCUCUAGGGAUCAAAGCUUCUUCACUUGAACCUCUACAGCCGCCUCGACCUGCCCAGGAACGAGGAAGGGCAGCCCCAGGCAGAUCGAUCCAGCCUGGGGCAACACAGAGGAUGGGAGAAGUAAGAGACAGAGAAGGUUUAGGUGUUCAUGCUUGCACCUGUCCUGGCUGUCCGUUCUCCAGUGCCCACCCAUCUCUUGAAACUUUACUACCUAGACAAUCUUUGUCAUCACCAACACACCAGCCCAAAGACCUUAGCAUCAACAUUUGCUCACCAGACACCACUAUACCCAGUAACAGGAGCAGCGUCACCGCCUCAGAGCUGCAGUUCAGGCUGUCCAGCCAACGACAGACUGAAGAGGAGGCAGAUAGAGGAACACAAACCCAAGAACAAAACUCUGAUGCUCCCCCUUCCCGAGCAUGUUUGUCCCAUUUUUCUAUGUUUCCUUGCUUGUGUUGCCACCGUGGCCUACAAACCUGUUCCCAGUUCCUGAGCCACCAAGAGGGCACGGAUUCCCCUUUUUCUCACACACAUGCCCAUCAUCAUUUUCAUCACCACCACUGUCCUUUAACGUCCUGCCUACCCUGUCCUCAGCUUGCCCGCUCAGCACAACUUUCUGGCCCUCUUUCUUGUUUGUCCUGCCAGUGCUCCCUUCCUGCCUGUUCUCAGGUCUGCCACCGCCAGCAAAGACAAACAGAGCAACAAGAAGAAAGAGGCAGGACCCUUUUACCGCUGCAUCCCUGUAUGCACUGCUCAGCCUCGUUUUCCAGACCGUCGCAGCUACUGCAGCACCAGCGCUCUGAGCAUGCUCACAAACAACCUGGCUUCCUUUGUACAGAAUGCGGUCGAGCCUUCAACUCGCAUAGCAACCUCCGCAUACACCUCAAUGUGCACACUGGUGCCCGACCCUACUCCUGCUCUGAAUGUGGGAAGAGUUUCAGCCAGUCAGGAGCUCUGAAGAUCCACAAACGGAUCCAUACAGGUGAAAGACCAUAUUCAUGUGGCUUCUGCGGCAGGGGGUUUCCACAUCUUGCAGGAGUUAGGGCCCACCAGCGGACCCACACAGGAGAGAAGCCCUAUCGUUGUAGCCAGUGUGGAAAGUGCUUCACCCAGUCAGGAGCUCUUAAAAUCCACACUCGCAUCCACACAGGAGAAAGGCCCUUCACCUGCAGCGUCUGUGGGAAAGGCUUUUCCAACCGCUCUGGGAUCCGCUUCCAUUACCGCACAGUCCACGGACUGGCUCCUGAACCUACCGGAGAGACAGGAGCUGGGGGUUGUUCUCCUGGUCGCCCAAGAACUUUGCCCACAACCAGUGUUGAGCUAAAUACAAAUAACAGCCCAGAUAGUGACUUUCACACAGCUCCAAAUUCCCUUCUGUCCUCAGAGCUGAUUGCUGCCCAACAGAGCUCCACUAUCACCAGUGGAAAUGGGAGCAAAUCGCAGGCAGGGGGAGAUGGCGGCCAGAGCGAGGGGCUUCUGUAUGCAUGCGAGGACUGUGGUCUGCGUUUUAAAGAUGCUCCAUCUAGGAACAGACAUCAGACACUGGCCCAUUACUCUCAUGAGGGCAGAGUGGAGGAAGAGGGGCAGAGGAAAGACUGCAGCACAAAUGAGGGUGUUCACGAUCACAGCGAUUAAGGCUGAAUUAAUACUGAUGUUAAUUGACUGACUAUUGAAACCGCCUAAGUAAUUUUAUAAGUCAUUUAAGUAUUAGUGUAGAUUGUUAUCAUGACUUCUUUCAAAUGUUUAUGUAUUGCUUUACAACAUUUUUUUUUGCUACCAGUGUAAUUCAAUGGAUAACAAUGAACUUCUGGGCAAUUGUGUAAAGCUCACCAUAGGAAAUUAACAAGGUAUUUAUCCACAAUAAUAUGGACUUAACAUACAGGUAAUCCGGUUCAUGGUUUAAGUCUUACUUAAACUGACAUUGAACCAUCUGUUUCUGUCAAACACACCAACUCAACUAGUAUUUUAUUAAUAUGACUGUUAUUGUGCCUUAUUCGGUGGUAGAAAUGUUUUCUCAUUCUAUGAAAAUACAAAGCCUCUAAGAAUUUUAAUUUGAGGACCUUUGUGCAACAUUUCUUUAUACUGGUGUAAACUGUUACUUGAUCUUCAAUUUUUCAGUAUUAAAAAAGGAAAAAAAUCAGUUUACUUUUCAUGUUAAAUAAGUAGGAACUAAUUCUGUCAUAAAUAUAUAUUGUUUACUAAUUUCCUCCAUUUGGGAUCUAAAAUUCCCAUUCACAUACAUCAAAAAUAAAUUCAGUAAACAUGGCAUGGCAUUGGUGUGUAAGUAUUGAGGAUUUAAAAAAAUAAUUUUCAAUAAAGUCCAUAAAUAUUUCAUUUAUGGAAAGUUUGUGUAGCAGCAAAAAUAAUAAAAAAUCCUAUUAGUGUUUGUUAUAUAUAUUUUUCUUCUUCAGAGGUAAAAGUGGUCUAUCACACCACCACCUUGUAUGUUUGUGCCUUUCUGUUGCAUUUUUACAAUCAAAGCAGUUUUUAAAAUGUAAUUUUUAAUAUAUGUAACAAAAGAGUGAUGAUGAUUUACAUCCAGCAGACACAACAUUACAUCAGUUAGACACCUGAAGCUCACCAGAGCCACCUAGUGGUUAAACGUAAUCAUAACAUUCACAACCACUUUGUUACAGUGUACCAUUUACUGUGCUUCUUAAACAAAUGACAAAAAUCUACAUUGUAAAUAAUGUUUUGUGAGGACAAGUAACAUUUAGUCCACUGUUAUGUAUUAACAUGUUUACGUAUAAUCUGUUAAAUAGACUUGGAUACAUUUCUGUAGUCGUUUUUGGAAAGUGCAGCUCGUGAUUUAACAUUUGAUCAGUAAAAAAAUAUCCGACACCA
Melanotaenia boesemani (Boeseman's rainbowfish) is the source of this 3190-nucleotide messenger RNA. RefSeq lists its product as uncharacterized. The record is from RefSeq and is a predicted model, not a curated record. The coding region runs from base 194 to 1981 and encodes 595 amino acids. Gene Ontology annotation, molecular function: RNA polymerase II cis-regulatory region sequence-specific DNA binding; DNA-binding transcription factor activity, RNA polymerase II-specific. Gene Ontology annotation, biological process: regulation of transcription by RNA polymerase II. The transcript has 3 exons. NCBI's taxonomy places the organism in Eukaryota, Metazoa, Chordata, Actinopteri, Atheriniformes, Melanotaeniidae.